Drosophila subpulchrella is the source of this 917-nucleotide messenger RNA. RefSeq names its product protein rolling stone. Lineage: Eukaryota; Metazoa; Arthropoda; Insecta; Diptera; Drosophilidae. The transcript has 4 exons. Bases 37 to 861 code for a protein of 274 amino acids. Gene Ontology annotation, cellular component: membrane. The record is from RefSeq and is a predicted model, not a curated record.
CUGAUUUGCUGUAUUAUACGAAAAUUAUUUUUAUAAAUGUAUCGUAUGAUCGGUGGUACAGAGCGAGAAUCAUCAUCGAACCGCUACCUUCAAGAACCCUUAAGUCUGAGGGAAGAGUUCCGCUGCCGCAGAUUCGGGCUAGGUCAUUCCAAUCCUUCCGAUUUUUUACGAUCUCAAUGGCAAUCAAAACCGAAAUCUUCUAUUUUCUUGGCCUAUCGAUGGCUUCUGGGCGGAUUCUUUAACGCCGGAUUGGUCAAUUACAUUAUUCAAUACUACAGAAACGGAACUGUCUUUAUCUACCUGACCAACUGGGCAUUUAUCAUGUGCAGCAUCACCAGCUUAACAGGAGCCAUACUUGUGACCAUAUAUCACUGCAAGCCGGAAACAUGGGUUCCCCCCAAGUGCGUGAUCAAGACUUAUUGGGCCUUCUAUUGGACCACUAUAACAAUAGAAUAUUUGAUCGCAGUUACCUAUUGGGCAGCCAUAUAUCCCGACGACCGGGUGCUUACUAACCCGACGCGAGUCUCCGAUUUCUAUAACAUAUUUAUACACCUUCUGCCGCCGAUUAUCUUCACCAUCGAUCAUAUCAUAGUAGCGCAGCCAGCCCGUCUGCUGCAUUUUGUCUAUCCAAUGAUAUUUGGUUAUUCUUAUGGACUAUUCGCUUUUACAUACUAUGAACUGGGAGGCCUUAACUACAACGGGAAUUCCUUUAUUUAUACAUUUCUAGACUUUGAAAAACCGAAGAUGGUGGCAGUCACGGUGUCAAUGCUAACUUUGGGGAUGGCCCUCUUGUCCGUCCUGCAAUAUGGAGUCUAUCGGCUAAGGACUUUCAUAGCACGCAAGAUGGGGAAACUUCGGUGAUGCUGUGCUGUUCCCCUAAUAAUUGCAUUAAAGUGAAGCGUGUCAAAACUUUAAAA